AUGGCAAGUUAAUUUAGUGAAUAAUCUAGAGCUUCACAAAGAACUUAGUAAAUUUUAGAAGAAGUUGCCAAAUAAUCAUAAAGCAAAAUAUACAGACUCACUGGUACAUCCAUUUUAGAUGAUGAAUAAGUCAGAGUGGCAUGGAAUGCUUUUGGUUUAUAUAUUUCAAGAAACUUAAGAAUGGGUAGAGGUGUAAGCAUUCCUAAUUUUGGUACUUUCACACUUAGUGCACCUGAGAUAUCAUUAGAAGGAGUUACUAAUAAAACCCUAAGAGAAAAACAAGGAAGAUAGCCAGUAUUUAUAGUCUCAAAAGAGUUUUGCAAUGGAAAAGAUAUAAAGUCUGGUAUUUAUUAAAAUGGCUAAUUACGCUAAUAUUAAGUUCAUGGAGUUAAUGGGUCUAUCCCUUAAACUAAAAUAAAUUUUACUGAAGUAAGCACUUACUGUGAUUAAAAUAAGGAAGAAACAAAGGCUUGUGUAGAGAGAGUUAUCAAAAACGUGCAAGAUUCAGUGAGAAAUAAAGGAGGAAUAGAAAUAGAAAUUCCUAAUGUAGGAAAUUUAAAGGUAAGAAAUAAUAUAGCUGCAGUUGUUUUUAGUGAAAUUUUAUAUAGAGACACUAAAGAUAUAGCUUCAAAGACACUGGCUGAAAGAAAAUCAAAAGGUGAUAUGAGUUUAACAAGAGAAAGAGUUAGAGCGUUUUAGUAGAUAUAAUAAUUUGCAGAAACAGAUAGAAAUAACUACAGAAACGCCCCUUUAUAAUUAGAUUAAGGAGCAAAAGAUUAUCUCAAAUCAUUCAUGAAUAUCGAUGUAGAUUAGAUUUAUUAGUCAGAAACUAACUCGUCUUUUAGACCUUUAACAGCUAAAGAUUCUGUCUUAAGAGAAAACUAUGUUCCAGUAAACACUUGGAGAAGUAGACCUAAAACUGGAAUGUUUAAAAAGACUUAAAACUCAAUCACAUAACACUCAAGUGGUAUUGAAGUCAUAACUGGUUGGGUUAGAAGUAGAAAUCUUAAUUCCGAAGACUCGUUUAUUGAGUUUUGUAAAUUUUGUGUUGGAACUUCAAGUAAAAAAUCUAAGUUAACAGAGGAUAAUAUAAUUAGAGGAAUAUUAAACAUGGAUAUAGAUAUGAAUUCUGAUUAGGUUAAUAGUUUAUUUAAAUCUUUAGAUUAUAAUAAAGAUGGUUUUGUUGAUUUCAACGAUUGGUGUAAAACUGUCAAGAACGAAUUCAACAAUCCCCAUUUAUAAAGAAUCAAAGAUAUUAUUAAGCGUUAGAACUUAAAGCUUGAUGACAUUUUAAAAACAAUGUAAUUGGAUAGGGCUUACUAGUAAUUGAAUUUAUAAAAUUUAACAGCUGCUUUGAAAAGGCUAGAUUCAAGUUUAAAUGACGUUAAAGCUAAAAGUGUUGCUCAGUCUAUCUUAAAUGAUAAAGAAACCAUUACAGUUGAUUAUUUAAUGGAGAUAUUUGGUUGUGAUGUUGAUUAAUAUUAAGAAGAGGCUGAAAUAUUUUAAGAUCCUAAUUGGUAUUCAGAUAUGCUACUUAGAAUAAAAAAAAAAUUAGAAAGCAUGGAUGGAUUAAAUAAAAUAAAAGAAUCUUUUAUGAAGGCAGAUGUUCAUAAUACAGGAAAAGUUAACAGUUCUAUUUUUAAAACAGUUAUUCUUGAUUUUGGUCUUGGUUUGAAUAUUUAAGAAUUAAGUCGCUUGAUGAGAUAUGUGGAAAAAGAAUAAGAUGGAUUUGUUGAUUAUUCAAAGUUUUUAAAAUCAGUAAAGAGAAUAGAUCGUAGACCUGAGGGUGAUAAUGCAUUUAUUGACUUAAUUGAUUUUGGAGAAAAGCUCACUAAAUUCUUGAAAAGAAACUAUAUAAGAACAGCUGAUGAAUUAUUAAAAUGCAUUGCAUAGUUUCACUAGAAGACUGCAUCUGGGUUUUACUAAUUUACUGUAGAAAUGUUGGCUUAGUUCUUAUUAAAAAAUGCCUUUUAAGGAGCUAGUUUAAAUGAAAUCUUGACUUAUUCUAAAAUAAUGGAUAUUGAUUAAGAUAGUUAUAUCUCCAAGGAAGACCUCUAGACAUUUUUAGAGAGAAUUAAUUACUUAGAGUCUGACAAUAAGUCUUCUUUUUCCUAAAGAAGUAAGCCUAACUCUGCUUGGGGUGACUAAUAAAAUAAUGCAUCUAACGGUAUGAAAAAAAAAGGAUUGUUUCCUACAAAAAAGCUGAACAACUAAUAGCUUGAAUAAGUACUAAUAGAACUUCGCUAGAUUUUGUUAAUGAAAAAGAUGCAGAAUAGAGAAUUUUUCAAUAUUCUUGACACAAAUGGAGAUGGUUUUAUUACAAUCACAGAAUUUAAUAGCAAUCUUGAUAAAAUCAUUAGGCUUUCAGCUGAAAUGAAAGAUGGUUUAUUUGCUACUAUGGAUAGCUAAAAAAUUGGUUUAAUAGACUUCAAGAACUUUGAAAAGGUUUUAGAAAUGUCAAUAAUCGAGCUUCAACAAAAGAAGGAUGAAAAUACAGAAACUAAUUUAGAUAAAGAAAUUUCUGACAAUGAUUGGGAUUGGACAAAACAAACUAUUGAUUAAAUGAAGGAUUGGUUCAAGACAGAAAAACUAACUUUAGAAGAUGCUUUUAGGGUUUUUGAUAAGGAUUUUGAUGGAGUUAUCAGUAAAAAUGAUCUUCGUUCAUUCCUUGAAGAUGUUCUUAAAUGCCCAAAAGAGGAACUCACAAAUGCUAGGUUAAACAGAGUUUUUAAAUUAAUGGAUGAACAUAAAAGAGGAUAAGUUCAAAUGUCAGAUUUGAAAAAAAUUAUUAGUGGAAAUUUUUUACAAAGAUAUAAUUACAACAUAUCUCAAGGCUUUAAAACAUAAACAGUCUGGGGUGGAGCAACAUAAAAAACUAAAUCUAUGCUUUCUGGCCAACAAGGAUAAAAUGAAAGAGAUGAAAAUGAAGAAUGGUUGAACCAUGCUAAAAAACAAAUUGGAUUGACUAUUUCAAGAAAAUUUAAUUCAGUUAUUGAAAGCUAUGAAUUAAUUUCUUAGCAUUAAAAAAGAAUGGUUUUUAAACAAUUCAGUUAAUGGGUAGAUUAGAGCAGGGCAUUAGUAGGAUUUGAUCUUACUGAAAACUAAACAUAAAAGGUUUUUUCUAGUUUAGACCCACACAAAAAAGGAUAUUUGACUUCAAAUGAUUGGAUAAAUUAAUUUAAAAACUUUAGCUGGAAAGACUAGAUGUAAGUAGAAGUCAGAGAGGCCUUAUAGCAAAAUUUUGAUAGCAAAAAUAGUGCUUUUAAUUUCUUUUUAAAAGAUAAAAGUGAUAAUGUAAUAACAUUUGGAUCUUUUGAAUAAGGAAUUAGGUCUUUGUUUGAUCAUAGAUUUACUUAAAGCGACAUACAUUAGCUAUGGUUCAAAGUAUCUGAUAAAAAGGAUCAUAUUAUAGACCGUAAUAGGUUUUAUAAUUAUUUAUUUGAUCCAGAAUUCCCAGAAAAAAGUUAAGGUAAUACAUAAGAUGGUUAAGGUGCAUUCCGUCGUCCUCUAACUGCUCCUGCAGGAGGAGGUACUAAUAAGUUAAAAAAAAAGAAUGGAGAAAAACAAGCAGAAGAAAAAGCAUAAUCAGAAAUAGAUGAAGAGGCAAGGUUAGUUGUUGAAAAGGUAAAAUAGUUAAUGAGAGCAAGCAAUAAAUCAAUUGAAGAGUUGUGUGCAAAAGUUGAUAUAGAAGAUACUGGAAUACUAUCUAUUAUUGAAUUCAAAAAUAUCUUCAGAAAUAUGAACUUAAACUUAACAGCAAAAGAAAUUGAUAAAAUUGUCAGCUAUUGUGAUGAAUCAAAUAAUGGAAAAAUAGAUUGGAAGAACUUCAUAGAAAAAUUUAAAAUCAAGGAAAGUGUUUCAAGAAUCAUUGAUAGAUCUAAGUAAAGAUUAUAGAGGAUGAAUGAAGAUAUUCAUUACUAUAUGAUUUCUCCAAUCGAUGCUUUUAGAAUAUUUAAUGAAGAAAGAAAUGGAAAGUUAACAUUUAAUUAAUUCACAGAGCUAGUCAAGAAAUUAUGCUAGAUGUCUAAAUAGGAACUCCCUUCAUUUGCAAUUAUAAAGGAUUUAUUUUAAAUAAUUGACACAAGAAAAGAUGGAAUAAUAGAUUAGUAAGAAUGGGUACAAACAUUUGCUAAAUUUAAAGCUCCUGACUCUUCUCUUUAAGGAAAACCUCUUAUUUUAUCAUAAUCCAAUACAUAGUAUGAAGAACCUAAGCUCCUCAAGCCUCUUUAUUUAUCUUAACAAAAGGCUAUCAAUUCUGAUACUCUUGAUUCAGAAAUUAAAGAAUAUGAUUAAUUGAUAACUAUAAUAGGGAAAAACAGAAAAUUCUUAUUAGAUUAAUUCAAAGCUAUUAACCAAAGAGAACCUGUCACUUACGAAAAAGCUUUGUAAGUAAUUCAUAAAAUGUUUGUCAGCUUAGGUAAAAAUUUAGACCAUUCUUGCUACUAGAAACUUUUAAAAUUUGCUGAAAGAGACGGAGUUAUAGACUAUAAAUUCUUAUUAGAUGUAUAUAAAGAGAGAGUUUCAAAAAUAAACGUGUAGCCUGUUGCGAAAAUCUGA
Molecule: messenger RNA, 4557 nt
Organism: Tetrahymena thermophila SB210
Lineage: Eukaryota; Ciliophora; Oligohymenophorea; Hymenostomatida; Tetrahymenidae
Product: EF-hand protein
Exons: 14
Cellular component (GO): nucleoplasm
Molecular function (GO): calcium ion binding
Source: RefSeq, a predicted model, not a curated record